Messenger RNA from Vespa mandarinia (Asian giant hornet), 2857 nucleotides. RefSeq names its product methyl farnesoate epoxidase. The record is from RefSeq and is a predicted model, not a curated record. Gene Ontology annotation, molecular function: iron ion binding; heme binding; oxidoreductase activity, acting on paired donors, with incorporation or reduction of molecular oxygen, reduced flavin or flavoprotein as one donor, and incorporation of one atom of oxygen. NCBI's taxonomy places the organism in Eukaryota, Metazoa, Arthropoda, Insecta, Hymenoptera, Vespidae. Gene Ontology annotation, biological process: xenobiotic metabolic process. Gene Ontology annotation, cellular component: intracellular membrane-bounded organelle; cytoplasm.
AUAAAUUGUCACCCGUCGAUAUCUUGCCAUUAGAUAUUUACUUUUAUUAUAUUAUUAUCAUAUAACUUCUAACUAUUAAUGCUUAUAAUACUAGAACAUACAGAUUAACUGAAAAUAAAUUUGAUAUGUAUUAGAACGUAAUUUUGAUCAAAUUUUAUAUAAAAUAAGUUCAAUAUAGCGAAUAUACAAAUAUCGUCGUCCAUUUUAAUUUCAUCAAUUCUUCGCUUACAUCAACUGAAACAGUUGAGCCAACCAAAAUAAUUAAUAUCGGUAACGUAUUAAGAAUGGGAUCAACCAAUAUGAAAUUGUCAAAUAAGCAUGUAGAUGUUUUCAAGAUCAUUGAAACGAAAGAGACAUGAUCUUUCCAAAUUCGAUGUUUUCUUUAGAUUUUUCUAUUAUAUUGGACUCCGUUGCUUUCAGCGAAUAUAUAACAUUAUGGAAUUGACUUUAAUCUCUAGUCUUCUUUUUGGAUUUUUCGAAUCAAUCAUCCAUUCUGUAAUUCUUCUAGUUAACAAUGAAUAUUAUAUUGAAUAUAUUAUAUUGCAUUUUACAGUUUUAUGCCAUCAGAUUCUAAUAUCAUUUUCGGUUUAAUAUGAUAUUUAAAUUAGAUUUUCAUGUAAAUAGAAAAAGAAAUAUUCAUUGUAAUUUCUUUGCAAUCUGAUAAUUUGGAAAAUAUUAAUUUAACGGUAUUUUAAUAUCAAUACUAACAGUUAUGAAUUAAAUUAUAUUUUUAAUCUUCAUACCGUCGUUUAAUUUUCUUUUACUCAAUAAGAAUCAUGUAUUUUCCUUCAAGUAAAUAUUAUAAAUCUAAUUGAUAAGAACGCGUUAUUUUGUGUAAGUAAAUAAACGUUAGCAGAAUGUCCGCAAUGGUUUGACUAAAUAACUGUAACUGAAUAAACGAAAGUUAUGAUAUGCGUUAUUUUGUAUAACUGAAUAAACGUUAGCAAAAUAUCCGCAACGGUUUAUACGUAAGUGGAAAGUGCACGGAAGAAAGUUAUGAUACGCAAUAUGAAACCUUGAGCCGGACAGACUCUUACCCAAUCUACUGGUGAAAGGAUACAUUUUUCAUCCACAUCUUUCUUUGCCAGCCUUUAGUUUAAAACAUGUCGCUACGAGAAAUGUCAUGAACGUGAAAUAUAUAUUUUCUUUGUGAAUAAUUCUUAUGUUAAUUACUCGACACAAGAAAAAAAUUGUGAAGUUUGAAGUGUAAAAUCGUUGAAAAUGUGGUUCUUGGUUAUUUGUUUAUUAAUCACAUUGUUCUUCAAAAUAAUGAUUGAUCAAAAGAAGUCAAGAAAUUUUCCCCCAGGUCCACGAGGAUUACCAAUAAUCGGAAAUAUAUUGGACAUUAAGCGUUUAGUAAAGAAAACUAAAUUCCAAGCUCAUACCUGGUGUUAUUUGGCAAAAAUUUAUGGACCAGUAGUGCAUUUACGACUUGGAUUCGGUUAUACAUUUAUAAUUAUUUCUGGACGUAAGGCUAUCAUCGAGAUGCUCACUCGAGCGGAAUUUGAUGGCAGACCAGAUAGCUUAGAAAUUCGAUUGAGAACCGGAGGUGAACGCAGAGGAUUAAUUUUUACCGAUGGGAAAAUUUGGUCAGAACAUAGAAGAUUUACAAUAAAAACAUUGAAACGUCUUGGUUUCGAUAAAGCAAACAUGGAAGAUAUGAUACUGGAGGAUAUUAUUAUCUUGUUAAAAAUAAUCGAAGAAUUAGCAGAAAAAGGACCAAUAACAAAUAUAUACGAUCUCGUUUCGGUAACAGUUAUAGCCAGUUUUUGGUUUCUUGUCACAGGAUCGAAAUUUCAAUUGGAUCAUGAGGAUCCGAAAUUGAUGGAGGCUAUUGCGAUAUUAAACGAAAAUUCAAGAAGCUCUAGAAUAACUGGUAGUAUAAUAAGUCAACUGCCUUUUCUCAGAUAUAUUUUUCCACGUUUAACAGGAUAUACACAGUUGCAAGAACGGCAAAAUCGACUGUGGCUAUAUUUCAAAAAAAUAAUAACGGAACACCAAGUGACUGAGAUGCAGAAUGAACCAACGAACUUAAUCGACAUUUAUCUAAAAGAGAUGCAAACACAAUGUUCCUCCAAUUUAUCUUCAUCGUCGAACUUCAACGAUGAAAAUUUAAUCGCACUCAUUAGAGAUCUUUUUAUUGCCUCAAUCGAGACAACCACCAGUACCACUGGUUUCGUGAUCGCAUUUCUAUCCGUAAAUCAAUAUGUACAAAAGAAGAUACAUGAUGAAUUGGAUGAAGUUUUUGGCAAAGAUAUUUCACCUCGUCUCGCAUAUAGAAAUCGACUUCCAUACCUACAAGCAACUCUGGCGGAAGUAGGAAGAAUGGGGAAUGUAGGACCGACUUCGGUGCCUCAUCGAGCUAUGAACGAUACAACUUUGUUAGGAUACGAUAUAAAAAAAAAUUCCAUUUUAUUAGCAAAUUUAAUGAGCGUUCACAUGGAUGAAAAUCACUGGGGUGAUCCCAAAACGUUUCGUCCUGAAAGAUUCAUCAAUGAGAAGGGAGAAUAUUGCGAAAAUCCUUGGCUUAUGUCAUUUGGAUUAGGUCACAGAAGAUGUCCAGGCGAGGUUCUAGCGAAAAAUUUUCUCUUUUUGAUAAAUGCUUGCAUGCUGCAAAGAUUCCAUUUCUCCAUAGCACCAGAAUAUCCAGAACCAGAUUUAUCGGGUAUCGAUGGUUUUACUAUCUCACCACCACCAAUAAAUCUUCUCAUUAAGAAACGAAUAUAAUGAUCAUAAAAGACCAAUGAAAAAAAUGACUAUAAGAAAAUAUAAGUGUAAUAUGCUAUGUAAGACAACUUGAAUGGCAAACGAAAAAAAUGAUUUUAAAUAAAAAGACUGAUUCAUAAGAGGGCAUAGA